AUGAACAAAGAGCGAGCGAGCAAACACAACAAGAGGAAAGCAAAAAAAACGUGUGGUCGUGUGGCUGUGUUUUUCCAUUUCAACAUUGCCGGCUUUAAAUGUGUGUAUUUAGUUGGAUUUCGGAAUCAUCGAGAUCGAGAAAAAAAAAAUAAAAUCGAUAAUUCCAUAAAUAUGAUUAGAUUUCUGCUACGUUUACCAUUAAAUCGUUAUGUAAUUACAGCAUCGGCUAUCGGUGUGAUAGGUUCAACAAUAUGUAUUGUUGCACUUAAAUAUACCCAAUAUUCUAUAUUAAAACGGCCAUUCUGUACGAUGGCCAUCGAACAAGUAAAUCGUAAUGAAGCAGCAUUAAGAUUAGUGGGUGAACCACUGAAAAUACAACCACCAAAUCUAGUGGAUAAACAACGUAAUCGUGUUGGUACGAAUCAUGCAGAUUUUUGGUUACCAUUUCAUGGAACCAAACGAAAUGGUGCAUUACAUAUCGAAGCAGAAUAUCGAAUAGAAAAUAAGACCAACAACAAUAACGAUGGUAAUGCUGAUUGUCAUGAUAAUGAUGGUUGGCAAUUGAAACGAUUAGAAAUGAAAUUAGAUGAUAUGCCAGAUAAAUUGUUAAUUGUAUAUAAACAAAAAAUGAACGAAUGAUCAAAUAGUAAUUUUCAAAUUUCAA
Molecule: messenger RNA, 664 nt
Organism: Dermatophagoides farinae (American house dust mite)
Lineage: Eukaryota; Metazoa; Arthropoda; Arachnida; Sarcoptiformes; Pyroglyphidae
Biological process (GO): mitochondrial respiratory chain complex I assembly; mitochondrial respiratory chain complex IV assembly
Cellular component (GO): mitochondrial inner membrane
Source: RefSeq, a predicted model, not a curated record